GGAAUAGGGACGCCGCUGUGUUGCAUUCUGGGAAUGACGCGACUCUGUCAGCUGCGCAGCCUCCUGGGAGUUGUAGUCGCGAUCCUGAGGCACUUGAACUUGAAUCCACCUGGAAUUUAUUUUUGUAUAUGGAUUGAGAUGAAAGAAGCCAUUUUAACUUUAAGUUUACAUCAUGGAUAGCACAAAGGAGAAGAACAAUCGCAAAGAUGAUCUUCUAUUUCGGGUGGGACUUAAUGAUAAUAAAGCUGGAAUGGAAGGAUUAGAUAAAGCAAAAAUUAACAAAAUUAUAAUGGAAGCCACAAAGGGGUCCAGAUUUUAUGGAAAUGAACUCAAGAAAGAAAAGCAAAUCAACCAAAGAAUUGAAAAUAUGAUGCAACAAAAAGCUCAAAUUACUAGCCAGCAGCUAAGGAAAGCACAGUUACAGGUAUUAGUUAAAUUGCCAAAUGAAGUGGAAGCUGGUAUGAUAGUGACAGUUGAAGUGCAUCACACUCAAAUCAUAACUGAAAGCAAGGUUGACAGAGUUGCAAUGGAAUUAGAGCAGAGCCGGGAUCUGACCAGUACCAUAGUGCACAUUGACAUGGAUGCUUUCUAUGCAGCUGUGGAAAUGCGAGACAAUCCAGAAUUGAAGGAGAAACCCAUUGCUGUAGGAUCAAUGAGUAUGUUGACUACUUCAAAUUACCAUGCAAGGAGGUUUGGUGUUCGUGCAGCCAUGCCAGGAUUUAUUGCUAAAAGACUCUGCCCACAACUUAUUAUAGUGCCCCCGAACUUUGAUAAAUACCAAGCUGUGAGUAGAGAGGUUAAGGAAAUACUUGCUGAUUAUGAUCCCAAUUUUAUGGCCAUGAGUCUUGAUGAGGCCUACCUGAAUAUAACAAAACACUUACAAGAAAGACAGAAUUGGCCUGAGGACAAACGGAAGUAUUUCAUAAAAACAGGGAACUCCCUAGAAAAUGAUAAGCCAGGAAAGGAAGUUAAUACACCGAGUGAGAAUGAACGAUCCAUCUCUCCGCUACUUUUUGAAGAUACUCCUCCUGAUUUGCAACCCUCAGGAAAUCCUUUCCAAGAGAACAUUGAAGAACAAAAUAAUCCUCAAAUACUUCAAAACUCAGUUGUUUUUGGAACAUCGGCUGAGGAAGUGGUAAAGGAAAUUCGUUUCAGAAUCGAGCAAAAAACCACACUGACAGCCAGUGCAGGCAUUGCCCCAAAUGCAAUGUUAGCAAAAGUAUGCAGUGAUAAGAAUAAACCAAAUGGACAGUACCAAAUACUCCCCAACAGACAAGCUGUGAUGGAAUUCAUCAAGGACUUACACAUUAGAAAGGUUUCUGGAAUAGGAAAAGUUACAGAGAAAAUGUUUAAGGCCCUUGGAAUUAUUACUUGCACAGAACUCUACCAACAGAGGGCAUUACUUUCUCUCCUUUUCUCUGAAACAUCUUGGCAUCAUUUUCUUCAUAUUUCUCUGGGUCUAGGGUCAACACACCUGGCAAGGGAUGGGGAGAGGAAAAGCAUGAGUGUUGAGAGGACGUUCAGCGAGAUAAGUAAAGCAGAAGAACAGUACAGCUUGUGCCAAGAACUUUGCAGUGAACUUGCUCAAGAUCUGCAGAAAGAAGGACGUAAGGGUAGAACUGUUACACUUAAGUUGAAGAAUGUGAAUUUUGAACUAAAAACUCGAGCAUCUACAGUUUCAUCUGUAAUUUCUACCUCAGAAGAAAUAUUUGCUAUUGCUAAAGAAUUGCUAAGAACAGAAAUUGAUGCUGAUUUUCCACAUCCCUUGAGAUUAAGACUUAUGGGUGUGCGGUUAUCUAGUUUUCCCAGUGAAGAAGACAAGAAAUACCAACAAAGGAGCAUUAUUGGCUUCUUAAAGUCUGGAAACCAAACUCUGUCGGCCACUGGGUGUACACUAGAGAAAACUGACAAAGAUCAGUUUUUAAAACCUCUAGAAAUGUCUCAAAAGAAGAGCUUCUUUGAUAAAAAAAGAUUGGAAAGAAAAUGGAGCCACCAAGACAUAUUUAAAUGUAAAACUGUGGAUAAACAAAGUUUACAGGCAUCACAAUCAUUCCAAGUUUUAAAGAAGAUGAAUGAAAAUUUAGAAUCAUCAGAGAAUUCGGAUAGCUCACAGAUAUUUACCUGUCCUGUUUGCUUUAAGGGGCAAAAAAGCAUUAGCCUGGAAGCCUUUAAUAGACAUGUAGAUACAUGUCUUGAUGGACCAUCAAUCAGUGAAAACUCUAAAAUGUUCUCAUGUUCACAUGCUUCCUCUACAGAAGUUAAUAAGAAAGAAAGUAUACAUCAUUGUUUUUCAGUCUGUGAGAAGCAGGAUUAUGAAACCCAUCAGAAGAAUAUAGAAACCAGUUCAGUAGACUGUGUAGAGUUGGUAGAGACUAUAGGGAACCCACCUAAAGAAAUAAGUCUAGAUGCUUUAAGUAAUAAGCACGGCAAAGGGGACUGUUCUAGUUUUCCAAGCAAAUCAUUUAAUAUUGAGCACUGUCAUCAGAAUUCUUCCUGUGCUGUUUCACUGGAAAAUGAAGAUGUUGGAUCAUUAAGUAGGCAAAAAUCCCUCCAGCCUUAUUUAUAUGAAGUGGUAACAGACCAAGCUCUAGUUUGUCCUGUUUGUAACCUGGAACAAAAGACUUCAGAUCUUACCCUGUUCAAUGUGCAUGUGGAUGUUUGCUUAAAUAAGGACAUUAUCCAGGAACUAAAAAAAGAUAAUGUUAGUAUAGUUAACCAACUCAAAGAAAGCACCAAAAAUGCUGGUAACAGUGCAAUACAGAAGACUGUAACAAAAACAAAAAGGCCAGGACUGAUGAUGAAGUACUCAGCAUCAAAGAAAAUAAGACCAGACAAUCCCAGACACACUCUUGAUAUAUUUUUUAAAUGAAGAUUGAACAUUUUUAUCAUUAAUUUUUAAUUGAAACUUGAUAUUUUAUGAUCAGUGAAUCUCUUCCUCCUCAUCUUAAGUUUAGAGAUUCAUUUGUGAAAGACAAAUGCAAUAAACUCCCUCCCAAUGACAAUUCCUUUAUGUGAAUUUACCCCUGUAUAUCUUUUUGAUAAUCAUGAGAAUUCACUUCCAUAAUGUAUCAAUUAGAAAUCAGUGCUAUUAGAAGUAAUUUAAAAAUGAGGAAUUAGGAAUAGAAUCAAAAAAUGAUUUCUUUAUUAUGUUUUAAGGUGAAUAGAAAAGCAUAUUUAUAAGGGCUCUCAGAGUUUCAGACCAACAUUUUAGCAUAAGAAUUUUAUUUUAGUGUAAGAAUUUUUCAGUGUUUAAUCACUUUGAUGGCACUGGACUGCUAUAUUUGAUCUUAGUAUCUGCUACAAUUUUGUAUAUUCAUAUUUUAGCUCCUUGUAUCUUCAGAUACUUCAUAAACAUUCAUAAUUAUAAUUUAUCAUAAGUUCUAUGAAGAAUAUUAGAUUAGCAGAACUAGUAUGAGUGGUUUUGUUACCCUCAGGAAAAUAAUAUCACAGUAUUAUUUUCUGUAUUAAAAGAAUUUUUGCUUAAAAUAUGAUUAAUAACUUUUUUAUUUAAAAUUUCUUUAUCUUAUGAAUAAGCACUGUGUUCACUGGAAACAUGUAGUCUAAGAUUCAAGGUAAUUAUUUUCUUAUAUAAAGGAGUUUUAAAUGGCAGCAUUUCAUUUCUUAGCAGUUAUAUUUGUGAAAGAAUGCUUAAUUGUAGUUAGUUUAAAUAGUUGGUCCAAAUACUUCCAUUUUAUCAAUAAGAGUUUUUAUCAAAAACAUUUAUUUAAUUGAAAUGUGAAGAUGGAAACCAUUUUAUGUUACUGUUUUAGAAACUGAAUCUUUUGUUCUCUUCUGUUUUUUUCCUUUUUCCACUUUUCAUACUUCGUAGCUUAUUAUCUAAAUUUAUACUGAAAUAUUUUAGGAAUAGCUUAAAGUAGGAUCUUAACUGCCUUUGGCCAAAGUGGUAACUUGGAUUUUAAAUUACUAGAUUAUUCACAGUAAGGCUUAAUGUUUAUUAACAUGCCAAUCUCAUGCCUAAUAUUAUUAUAUACAGUGAUGAAUACAAAGCUGUAGAGCUAUGGUGCUUGAUUGUGUGAUUUAUUUAUGUGAAUUCUUUACAAAACUGAGUUCAAUGAAAUACUGAUUUAAUGUAUUAAAAAGUAGAUAGCACCAUAUUUAGUUUUCUGUCUUGCCUCAAGUUAAUUUUUAUUGUGUUUUCAAUAUUAUAUAAAUACUAAAUUAUUUUCACCUAGAUGAUUCGUUUAAUUGAAUGUGGUCAUUUGCUAAUAUUUAAUAAAAAUUUAAAAUAAAAA
Molecule: messenger RNA, 4253 nt
Organism: Manis pentadactyla (Chinese pangolin)
Lineage: Eukaryota; Metazoa; Chordata; Mammalia; Pholidota; Manidae
Gene: POLK
Product: DNA polymerase kappa
Exons: 16
Coding region: 173-2869 (898 amino acids)
Biological process (GO): error-prone translesion synthesis
Cellular component (GO): nucleus
Molecular function (GO): damaged DNA binding; DNA-directed DNA polymerase activity
Source: RefSeq, a predicted model, not a curated record